Messenger RNA from Rhipicephalus microplus (southern cattle tick), 1465 nucleotides. Its product is annotated as 2-acylglycerol O-acyltransferase 2-A. Gene Ontology annotation, molecular function: diacylglycerol O-acyltransferase activity. Gene Ontology annotation, biological process: triglyceride biosynthetic process. NCBI's taxonomy places the organism in Eukaryota, Metazoa, Arthropoda, Arachnida, Ixodida, Ixodidae. The record is from RefSeq and is a predicted model, not a curated record. Gene Ontology annotation, cellular component: endoplasmic reticulum membrane.
AGACAACGCCGUCGAUAAUGACCCCUCUCACAAAAACCGCUGGCCUGCCUCUGUAUCUUUCUGACAGCACCUGCGGGGCAGUCACGGAGGAGAGCCCCUGGUCUUCCAUGAAGGUGCUGGGCGUGGAGUUCGCGCCGCUGAACGUGCCGCUCAAGCGACGGCUGCAGACGGCGGGUGUGCUCUUCAUAGCGGUGUCCUUCGUCUUCGGAGGAUUUUUUUGGAGCGCCCUGUUCGCUUACGUCCUCUUCUACACGAACUACUACUGGAUACCACUGAUCUAUGUUAUCUGGUACUUGUAUGACCGCGACGCGCCUAGGCGCGGAGGCCACUCGAGUCAAUGGGUGCGCAACUGGCGGCUUCACAAGUACGCCGCUGGUUACUACCCGGCGAAGCUGAUCAAGACGAGCGAGCUGCCCACAAACCGCAACUACAUAAUGGGAUACCACCCACACGGUAUCAUGUGCAUGGGCGCCAUGUGCAACUUUGGCACCGAGGCCACCGGCAUCGCGGAACUCUUCCCAGGGAUACGCAUACAUGUGCUCACGCUGAACGUCAACUUCAUGUUCCCUGUUCAGAGGGAAUUGCUGAUGUGCCACGGUCUGUGUUCUGUCGACAGAGAUAGCCUCCACUGGAUCUUGACAAAACAGGGAACGGGCAAUGCCGCAGUAGUCGCGGUCGGAGGGGCCCAGGAAUCACUUGACGCCCACAAGGACACCUACAUCAUCACCCUCAACAACCGCAAAGGGUUCAUAAGAUGUGCUAUGAAGAGCGGCGCCGACUUGGUUCCCGUAUUCUCGUUUGGCGAAAACAACAUAUUUUACCAGAUGAAGAACCCGCGUGGAUCGAGGUUACGGUGGCUGCAGGAGAAGCUGAAGAGCAUCACAGGCGUCGCGCCGCCCAUUUUUUACGGAAGAGGGAUUCUGCAGUACACAUGGGGAUACAUGCCAUUUAGGGAACAGAUUGUCACUGUUGUGGGCAAGCCCAUCCACGUGGACAGGAACGAAAACCCCACCGAGGAGGAAGUAGAUCUGCUCCACGAGAAAUAUAUGUCUUCUCUCAGACAGCUUUUCGAGGACCACAAGACGCUAUACGCUUCCAAAGAAUGCACUCUCACAAUUGUUUGAUUACGCCGCUGUUCAUAAGACAUUGUUACCAUUAAGUAGCAACACAUCGUCAUUACCAUGACAGAGAUGAUACGUGACCGUGGUAAGCACGGCAACAGCGUAUCGAUGCGCAAAUUACUAGACCGGUUUCAUCAGUCAUUAUACACAUCUUCACGUAGCUGCAAAAAAGGACCAUUCUCACUUUGCAGGUCCUCAGAAAGACUCCGGUGCAACAUCAAGGCACCAAGUGUAAUCAUAUUAAAAACACAUAUAAUUUAUAUUUGUUUUGGAAUGACAACUUCAUCAAAUACUGUUAUCAACACUAUGCCAGUAAUAAAGGCUGUCGGUCAAAAUGUUACUAC